Schistosoma margrebowiei is the source of this 3909-nucleotide messenger RNA. The record is from the annotation of a GenBank genome assembly. NCBI's taxonomy places the organism in Eukaryota, Metazoa, Platyhelminthes, Trematoda, Strigeidida, Schistosomatidae.
AUGGAUGAAAAAUUGAAAGAACCCGAAGACAACGGUGACGAAGAAGAAGAAGAAGAAGAGAAAGAAAAAGACGGAAAAGAAAAAGAACAAAGAACAGAACAAUCAAUAAAAUCUAAUUCAGAAUGUUCCAAUUCAAUUUAUAAAACUCAACAUAAUAUACUUGAUGAUUAUGAUUUAAGAGGAUUUAAACGUUAUUCAUAUUUAUUACAUUAUCAUCAACCAAGUACAGAAACUGAUAGUUUUGAAAUGUUUCAAUCAGUUGGUUCUACAAAAUUUUUAGAAAAUUUAGAUGAUUUUAAACAUUCCACAAGUGGAAGUUGGAAAUCGGUUAUUUCAAGUUUUGAAGAUAUUGGCACCAAUCAUAAUAACUUUAAGAUUAGUAAUAAUAAUAAUAAUCAUUAUCAUCAAAUCAUUGAAGUAUUUCCACAUUCAUUGAAACCCAUUGAGGCAGAAACAAACUCUUCUUCUUCUACCACUACUACUACUACUAUGACGACGACUACUACUAGUAAUACAUUGAAUGUUCCAUCUAAUCAACUAAUUCAAAUUGAUGAUUUACAAAUAUCCAAAGAACAAUUUGAUUGUUCAUUAAAAUCAAUAAACAAUACAUUAAUCGAUAAUAGUUCUAGUAUCAAUGAUCCUAAUGAACAACAUUAUCAUUUACAAUUAGAUAAUAAUAAUGAUAAUAAUAGUAAUGUAAUAAUCCAUAAAACUGAUUUAUUAGAUCAUGAAAUACGUAGAUUUGAAGUAAGAAAACAAUCAAGAUCAUCAAUUUUAUCAAAUAAUCAAUUUAGACGACCAAAAUUUCCUAAACAGAAAUAUACUGACCCGAAUACCACUACGACUACUACUACUACUACUACUAGUAAUAAUAAUAAUAGUAGUAGUAGUAAUCAUAAUGAUACAACAGAGAUGAUGCAUAAAUCUUUAUACAAGUUAAAACGAACUGCUACAGAGCAUAUUACUAAUCGAUAUAAAUAUCAUGAUCGUAUUGAAUCCUCUUUAAUGCAUCAUCAUCAUCAUCAUCCAAAUGAGAAUAGUAUUAUUCCAGAUAAUGCUAUAAUUAUACGUCGUAAAUCAACUAUUCAUUGUUUAUAUCCAAGACAUUAUAGUGAUUCAAUGAAACAAGAUGAACAAUUCAAUACUCAUAUUAUAGACUAUGGAGAUAAGAAUGAUAAAAAUUCUAUAAUUGGUAAUAGUAAUGGUAAUGGUAAUAGUAAUAAUAAUCUAUAUGAAUAUGAUAAUCAUUUAAAGGAAUAUAGAUUAAGUGAUAAUUUAAAAUCAUCAUUUGAAAAAGAAGAUGAAAUGAAAUCCGAUAAUUUAUUAGAACGUGAAGCUCAUAUUGGUGCAUUAGCAUUAGCAUGGGCAUCAGGUACGCAUAAACCAAAAAAAUCUCCAUAUGAUAAACGUACAUUAAGUAGAGAAACAUCAGAUAGAAUACAAGUGAAAUUACGACAAUCUAAUCAUACUAAUAAUAAUUAUACUAAAUCGUCUAUAAUGAAUCCUGAAAUUUUUAAGUUCAAUGAUUAUACUACUAAUAGUAGUAAAAAGAAUAGAAUGACAUUAUCUACAUUACGUGAGCUUAGUACAUCAAUUUUUAAUCCAUCAAAAAGGAAUUUGAUAACCAGUUCUACCCAUCAUCAAAACGUUACUCAUCGACAGAAAGCCCAUUAUUCAAUUCAUGAAACUGAUAGUCUUGUUCACAGUAAUAGUACUUAUCGACCUAAUCAUGAUGGAAGUAAUAUUCCUACCAUCACUAAUACUACUACUACCACUACUACUACUACUAAUACUACUCAAAAUAAUAAUAGUAGUAGUAGUAAUAGUAACAAAACUGAUCAUCAUUUAAUACCUCAUCGUAUUAAACAAGCAAUUAUUAGAAAUACAGCAAAAAUUGCUAUCUCACCAAUAUUGAAUACAAAUGAAAAGAAUGAUAAUCAUUCAUAUAAUUCAAUAGAUCCAAUCUGUGAAUUAGAUCAAUUAGAACAAUUCAAUAGAAAAGAUGAUCAUUUACAUGAAACACAUUCUAUUGAACAAUCAACACAGUAUCGUCAACAACAACAACAACAACAACAGCACAGUGAAGAAUUACGUAAACUAAUCGAUAAUGAAUCACAACGAAUGAUCCAUAGUCAAAAAUCUUCAUUACAAUCUGAACAAUUAAAUGAUAGCAAUGAUAAAUUUGAAACGAAUAAUAAUAAUAAUACUGAUGAUGAUGAAACAAAUAGACCAAUUGGUAUACGUGCUAAAAUACGUCGUAAUGCAGAAGAUUUACGUUCAUUAUAUGGUACUAGUGGUCCACUUGGUUCAGUUCAACCAACAAUGAAUUAUAAAACAUCAAAUCGUGGAAUUGGUUGGCGGUUACAUUGGCGUAAAAUAUUUAAUGAAAGACGUAGAAAAUUAGCUGAUUAUUCAUUAUUUUUUGCUGUUAUGGGUAUUCUAUUAAUGGUAUUUGAAUUAGAAAUGAUUAUGGCUAAAGUAUAUUUAAGGACAUCAAUCUAUUCCAUAUUGGUUAAAUCAUUGAUCAGUGCAUCAACACUUAUUCUAGUUGGUCUUACACUAGUCUAUCAUGCUGUUGAUGUACAAUUAUUUUGUAUUAAUAAUUGUAUUGAAGAUUGGCGUAUAGCAAUGAAUUGUAGAAAAAUUUCAUUAACAUUAAUUGAAGUAUUUAUAUGUCUUGUACAUCCUCCACCAAUUCUCUCUAAUUACAAUAUAUAUUCAUAUAGAAAUUCAUAUUAUACUGCAUCAACAUUAAAAAGUUUUAAACAAUUUGAUGAUGUUUUGAAUGAUCAAGAACGCUUAUCCUCCUCAUCCUCAUCAUCAUCAUCAUUAUCAUCAUCAAGUAUUCCAAUGAAUUCAUAUUAUAGUAGACCAAUAACUACAUCAAUCUAUGAUUCCAUAUUAGAUAAUCAUACACAAAGAUUAAAUGAUUACAUACCAUUUCCAAGUGUACCAUUUAUAAAUGAUCAUCAUGAUGAUAUACAUUAUGAUGAUAAACCUGUACCUAUGAUUAUUUUAGAAUUGACUUUUUCAAUUCCAAUGUUUUUAAGAUUAUAUUUAAUAUUUCGUGUAUUAUUAUUACAUUCAACAAUGUUUACUGAUGCUGGUUCACGUAGUAUCGGUGCAUUAAAUCGUGUGAAAAUUAAUGUUAGAUUUGUAUUAAAAACAUUAGCUACAGUAUGUCCCGGUACUAUGUUAUUAAUAUUUAUAUUAUCUAUGUGGAUUGUAACAAGUUGGAUUAUGCGUGUAUGUGAAAGAGAACAAAAUAAAGAAUAUGAGAAACUUUUGAAUUCAAUGUGGUUAAUUGCUGUUACAUUUUUAAGUAUUGGCUAUGGUGAUAUGGUGCCAAAUACAAAUUGUGGCAGAGCAAUAUCAGUAUUAGCUGGUGUUAUGGGAUCUGCAUGUACAGCAUUGGUUGUUGCAGUGGUUGCACGUAAGCUAGAAUUAACCAGAGCUGAGAAACAUGUACACAAUUUUAUGCAAGAUAAUAAAUUCUACAAAAAUCUUCGACAUUCAGCUGCUAAUGUUUUACGUGAAACUUGGCUAUUUUACAAAUAUACAAGACUUGUGAAACGCGUUAAACCAGGUCGAGUAAGAAGGCAUCAAAGAAAAUUUUUAACAGCAAUAAGUAGAUUAAGAAAAGCAAAAGAUAAUCAACGUAAACUGAAAGAAGAUGCUAAUUCUAUGGUGGAUUUAGCUAAAUUACAAACUAGCAUAUAUGAAACUGUAAAUCAUAUUCGAGCUGAUCAAACAAUUUUUGUUCAACGUUUGGUUGGCGUUGAAAAGUGCAUGACAUCAAUUCAGUCUUAUGUAAAUCAAAUGUCUGAUACAUUCACAGGAAUAAUUGAAACCCUUGAAACAUGUAAUACUACAACUGUACCAUUAGAUGAUGAAACAAUAUCAUCUUAA